Vigna umbellata (rice bean) is the source of this 1851-nucleotide messenger RNA. Its product is annotated as FAD/NAD(P)-binding oxidoreductase family protein. Gene Ontology annotation, molecular function: oxidoreductase activity. Lineage: Eukaryota; Viridiplantae; Streptophyta; Magnoliopsida; Fabales; Fabaceae. Gene Ontology annotation, biological process: carotenoid metabolic process. The record is from RefSeq and is a predicted model, not a curated record.
UAGAUCACGUAUGAAAAUGCAUUAGGAAGUGAUGAGAUGAGAGGAGUAGGAAAUGAAGGGAGAGGAAGUUGGGGGUGACGUGGCUAAUUUAAGAACAAGAAAGCAAAAAGAGGUGAGUUAAGAUGAGAAAGGAGAAUUUGAAGCGAGCGUGUCCACGAUGAUGGCUGCACCUAAUCUGGUGAGAUGUUACAGUUCAUAUAGAAAUGAUGUGAUGAAGUCUAAGUGGAAGUGCAAGGCGGAAGGUGAAGCUGAUGUGGUUGUGAUUGGGAGUGGGGUCGGUGGACUGUGUUGUGGAGCACUGUUGGCAAGAUACGGGGAAGAUGUGUUGGUGGUGGAAAGCCAUGACCAACCGGGUGGUGCUGCCCAUUCUUUUGAUAUCAAAGGGUACAAGUUUGAUUCUGGGCCAUCUCUGUUCUCUGGCUUGCAAUCAAGGGGUCCUCAGGCUAAUCCUCUUGCACAGGUUUUGGAUGCCUUGGGCGAGACUCUUCCAUGUGCCACUUAUGAUUCAUGGAUGGUUCACAUACCUGAAGGUCAAUUCUUGUCACGCAUUGGCCCUACGGAAUUUUUCAAGGACCUUCAACAGUACGCAGGUCCAAAUGCUGUACAGGAGUGGCGCAAACUUUUAGAUGCCGUACUUCCAUUGUCUGCAGCUGCAAUGGCUCUUCCCCCUCUCUCUAUUCGUGGAGACUGGGGUGUGCUUUCCACUGCUGCAGCUAGAUAUGCUCCCUCUCUUUUCAAAUCCUUUCUUCAAAUGGGACCUCGGACUGCUCUUGGGGCCACUAAACUUCUCAGACCUUUCUCCGAAAUACUUGAUGAUUUGCAACUCCAAGACCCUUUCGUACGGAAUUGGAUUGACCUCCUCUCAUUCUUGCUUGCUGGAGUCAAAGCUAAUUCUGUACUUUCAGCUGAGAUGGUUUACAUGUUUGCAGAAUGGUACAAACCAGGAUGCUGUCUUGAGUACCCCCUUCAUGGAAGUGCAGCUAUUGUGGAUGCUCUUGUGCGAGGACUAGAGAAAUUUGGGGGAAGAAUUUCUCUCCAAAGUCACGUGGAAAAUAUUGUUGUUGAAAAUGAUAGAGCCAUUGGAGUCAAGCUGAGGAGUGGUCAAUUCCUACGUGCUAAAAAGGCUGUUGUCAGCAAUGCAUCGAUGUGGGACACUUUAAAAUUGCUACCUAAAGAAGCUGUUGCAAAGUCUUUUUCAGAUAGGAUUAACACGACUCCUCAAUGUGAUUCAUUCAUGCAUCUCCAUUUGGGAUUUGAUGCAGAGGAUAUACCCAAUGAUCUGGGGAUUCAUCAUAUAGUUGUAAAUGACUGGAAAAGAGGAGUUGAUGCAGACCAGAAUGUUGUACUGAUAUCAAUACCUAGUGUACUUAGUCCUAAUCUGGCCCCGCAUGGGAAACAUGUGCUACAUGCUUAUAUGCCGGGAACUGAACCAUUUGACUUGUGGGAAGGACUUGAUCGUAGGAGUGCUGAAUACAGAAAUCUGAAAGCUGAAAGAUCAGAGGUAAUGUGGAAAGCUGUGGAGAGAGCAGUGGGGGGAGGUUUCAGCAGGGAGAAAUGUGAAGUGAAGUUGGUUGGAAGCCCACUAACACAUCAAAGGUUUCUUCGGAGGAACAGAGGAACAUACGGGCCAGCUGUGCAAGCUGGCAAAGAUACCUUUCCUGGACAUUCAACUCCCAUCCCACAACUUUAUUGUUGUGGAGACUCCACCUUUCCUGGCAUUGGAAUACCGGCAGUUGCUGCCAGUGGUGCAAUUGUAGCUAAUUCUUUAGUCUCAGUAUCUCAGCAUUCCAACCUGCUUGAUGCAAUUGGCAUAUGAACCCAAGAAACAAAAUCUUUUAUAUGGCUUUCCAA